Molecule: messenger RNA, 828 nt
Organism: Coprinopsis cinerea okayama7#130
Lineage: Eukaryota; Fungi; Basidiomycota; Agaricomycetes; Agaricales; Psathyrellaceae
Product: Cu/Zn superoxide dismutase
Exons: 6
Coding region: 1-582 (193 amino acids)
Biological process (GO): removal of superoxide radicals
Molecular function (GO): superoxide dismutase activity; copper ion binding
Source: RefSeq, a predicted model, not a curated record
AUGCAAUCUGCACCCUUCCUGGCUCUCUUGUUGGCUUCUUUGGCCGCUCCAGUCUACGGCACCUUCUGGGGCUGGGGAGGAGCUUCCCCCGUGUCGCCACCUACGGUCAAAAAGGCCGUCGUCGUGUUGCAGGGCACUGGGACCGCCUCGGGUAUCGUAUAUUUCGAACAGCCACAUAAAUUCGCUCCAGUGAAGAUCACUGGCAACCUCACUGGCCUGGACGCCAACUCGCUGCGUGGAUUCCAUGUUCACCAAGCUGGAGACACCAGCCAGGGAUGCGGCUCUGCUGGUCCUCAUUUCAACCCCUUGAACAAGAAGCAUGGCGGCCCAACUGACAAAGAAAGGCACGUUGGUGAUCUCGGCAACAUUCAAACCAACGAAGAAGGCGUGGCCAUCCUCGACUUCCAAGACAAGGUCAUCUCAUUGAACGGGCCUUUCAGCAUCGUUGGUCGCGCGGUUGUUCUUCACGCUGGCACCGACGAUCUCGGUCGUGGCGGUCACAACGAUUCGUUGACGACCGGUAAUGCAGGUGGCCGAUCUGCUUGCGGUGUAGUUGGCAACUAUCGUCGAGUAAGCCUGUAAUAUUCGCGUUUCUUUAGGAUGAUUUUCGGGACAUAAGUUGUACUUGAAUGACGAGCCCAGAGGCGGGGAUAAUGCUACAUCCUCGCGUAGGAUAAACUAGCCAAACGGAGGCUAGAUUAUGGACUUCCUUCUUUCACGAACCCUUCAUGAACUCGAAAUGUAACAGAUUUCCCAACGAACUUUGACGCUUGAAUACUUUAGCUCGGACAUUUGACCCCUCCAAUCAAUUAAAACAAUCUGUUGCGA